Clonostachys rhizophaga is the source of this 794-nucleotide messenger RNA. The record is from the annotation of a GenBank genome assembly. Lineage: Eukaryota; Fungi; Ascomycota; Sordariomycetes; Hypocreales; Bionectriaceae.
AUGAUUAUCGCUGGCUCCACGGCCCUGUCAAGGUCGUCGUGAGCGUGGUGAAGAACCCCAGAAGACGACGCCUAGCAGCAGAGCCAGAAUCCGUCGAGCUUUCCGAGCUUUCGCAGGCACAGUUUGUUAAUCAGCACAACCAGUAUAAUCAGCACAACCAGUAUAAUCAGCACAACCAGUAUAAUCAGCACAACCAGUAUAAUCAGCACGACACUGCUACCGCCACUGCUACUUCUUCCGAUGCUGCGACACAACGGAAUGAGGCAGGGACGCCAAGCCGAGACAACGAUGCGGAAACUCUUCCGGUUACUGAGAACGGGCAUCCAGAGACCGAGUCGGAACCCCGCAUUGUCCCACCAGAACGCAGUCUCAAUUUCUCCUGGACCUUCGGCCUCGGCAUAAUUGUCUUUUUCCUCAUUACUUUCGUCGUUCUCAUGGUCCUGCGCGGCGUGUUGCCUGUCAAAUCGCUCCUCUUCAGCUUCUUCGCAAAUAUGUACCUUGCAGGAACUAUCAUCUUCGGCGGAGGUCCCGUCGUCAUCCCCCUACUCCGCGAAUACGUCGUCGCCGAAGGCUGGGUUAGCCCGCGAGACUUCCUCAUCGGCCUAGCUAUUCAGCAGAGCUUUCCCGGUCCCAACUUCAACUUCGCCGUGUACCUUGGCGCCCUGACUGCAAUCAACGGGGGUUACAACUCGGCUGCAGGGGCUGCACUAGGAUUUAUUGGCAUCUUUGCCCCAGGCCUCAUUACCGUUCAUGGCACCAUGGGCAUAUGGAGUGCUAUCCGCGGCCUUAGAUAG